Quercus robur (English oak) is the source of this 1270-nucleotide messenger RNA. RefSeq names its product L-ascorbate peroxidase 3. NCBI's taxonomy places the organism in Eukaryota, Viridiplantae, Streptophyta, Magnoliopsida, Fagales, Fagaceae. Gene Ontology annotation, molecular function: heme binding; peroxidase activity. Gene Ontology annotation, biological process: cellular response to oxidative stress; response to reactive oxygen species; hydrogen peroxide catabolic process. The transcript has 9 exons. The record is from RefSeq and is a predicted model, not a curated record. Bases 160 to 1026 code for a protein of 288 amino acids.
AAACGACUCUGCACCUUGGGUUUCGUUCCUAUCCCAAAACGUAAUUUGUGACUAUAAAUAUAAACAAUAUUUGUGUAUCUGAGUAUUUUCAUUUCCAUUUUUUGUCUUUGAAAAGCUAAAUUUAGUCUGAGACUCUGAGAGAGUGAGAGAGCUUCGAGGAUGGCGUUACCCGUGGUUGACACAGAGUACCUGAAGGAGGUCGAUAAGGCUCGUCGCGAUCUCCGUGCGCUCAUCGCCUCCAGAAACUGCGCUCCUAUAAUGCUCCGCUUAGCGUGGCAUGAUGCGGGCACGUAUGAUGUGAACACGAAAACAGGUGGACCAAAUGGGUCGAUCAGGAGUGAGGAAGAGUAUAAACAUGGUUCUAACAAUGGCUUAAAGAAAGCCAUUGAUUGGUGUGAGGAGGUGAAGUCUAGACAUCCAAAGAUUACAUAUGCCGACCUAUACCAGCUUGCUGGUGUUGUUGCAGUUGAGGUCACUGGAGGUCCAACCAUUGACUUUGUUCCUGGCAGAAGGGAUUCAAUUGUUUCUCCUAAGGAAGGGCGACUCCCAGAUGCUAAACAAGGUGCACCUCAUCUCAGGGACAUCUUUUAUCGGAUGGGUCUGUCUGACAAGGAUAUUGUUGCAUUGUCAGGAGGCCACACUCUGGGAAGGGCACAUGCAGAGAGAUCAGGUUUUGAUGGCCCUUGGACCAAAGAACCUCUGAAGUUUGAUAACUCAUACUUUGUGGAACUUUUGAAGGGAGAAUCAGAGGGGCUGUUACAACUUUCAACUGACAAGGCUUUAUUGGAUGAUCCUGAGUUCCGUCCUUAUGUUGAACUGUAUGCAAAGGAUGAGGAUGCAUUCUUUAGAGAUUAUGCAGAGUCACAUAAGAAACUCUCAGAGCUAGGGUUUACUCCAAGGUCCUCUGGUUCCAAGGUAAUUGCAAAGGAUAGCACCGUACUGGUUCAAAGUGCUGUUGGAGUUGCAGUCGCUGCUGCUGUGGUGGUGUUGAGCUACUUCUAUGAAAUUCGUAAAAAAAUGAAGUGAGCAUGGCUUAGUUGAUCUCUCUCAAAUGUCACAAAUAUCAUCCCUAUGAAUCAGUGGCUUUGAAUUCAUUUUUGCAACCAAACUGCUGCAAUAGUUAUUGUACUUAUCUCUACUAAUAACAUGGGCCGGGGCCUUACUAAAAGCUUGGCCACUUUAUGAACUAGUGGAAAGAUACAGUGAACUUUCAGACCAAUUUGAAUUAAAUAUAAAUGGAGGCUGACAUAUGAAUUUUUAUAUUUAGUUA